CCAUACAGUGUUCCUUACCUUCUGUUGCUAAACUUUAGGGGGAAAAUGUGCAUUUCUCUCCAGGUCCCAGGAGGCCUUGCCCCUGGGGACUCCUUGGCUUAGCUUAAAGGAGUCCCAUAGUGCUGCUGGCCUCCCACUCUGAGAGUCUCGGCUCCUGGGCCGCUGAGAUCUUUGUUAAAAUCAUGCCGAUGAGACACACAGUGUAGGGUAGAAGAAGGACGCAGUUUAUCACAGAACAUGGGGUCACCUGAGGGGUGCCAGAGAGCAGUAAGGAAGCAGUGAAGAGCAGAGGACUUCCACAGGGUGAGAGCUGACAGUGGCCAGAGAGAGCAUUGAGCUAACCUCCAUUUUUAGUUCGCCACCACUAACCCUGGCCCGUUUCCAACACUGACGGAGGGAGGGCUCGGGGCCCCACCCCACCCUACCCAGUCACCUGCAAGACAGCCCUCAUGCCCUUCAGCAUGUCAGCCGCAAAGCCAUACUUCAUGACCAUGGUCAUCCUGCUGAUCCUGGCUGACAAGACUACAGGUGGCCUGUUCGGAUUCGGCAGAGGCAAGAGGCGAGUGCCCUGGAUUCCGUGUGAGCUUUACGGGGGCAUAUGCAGAAAUUCCUGCCAGAAAUAUGAGAUCCAGUAUUCAACCUGCCCAAAGAACAGAAAGUGCUGCCUCAGAUUCCCUGAGGGAAUGACCAGUUUCUGACUCUGUGAAGGAGUCUAGCUUGCCCACCACAAAUGCUUCAAGCUACUCUCAAGUUCCAAUGUCACCAACAUCGUCCCUUCUUGUAGUAAUUUUUUCCCAUGUUCUGGAAUGCUCUCCCCCAUAAAAAUGCACUCCUUCUCA
Peromyscus maniculatus bairdii (prairie deer mouse) is the source of this 839-nucleotide messenger RNA. RefSeq names its product defensin beta 116 (gene Defb116). Gene Ontology annotation, biological process: innate immune response. The record is from RefSeq and is a predicted model, not a curated record. Gene Ontology annotation, cellular component: extracellular region. Lineage: Eukaryota; Metazoa; Chordata; Mammalia; Rodentia; Cricetidae.